CAUAAGAGCAGCCACAAAAACAAAGAGCAGCACAAAUUGCAGUUCUCUCCUUAUGUUCGGCAUAUGGAAACUCUUUUCUUCAGCAUUAUGACAAAGUUCAUUGUUGUUGCGUUCCUGUUACUCCACACAUCGGCUUCCUCUUCUUUCUCCUCUUCUCCUGGAGCUGCAGGCAUGUUGGAACCACUGUAUCAAUACAUAGAUGACCACCAAAAUCAGUCUGUUCAGGAGAUACCAGUGAAUAUAAAACUCAUCAUUGAGGGUCUGGAGGAGGUGGGCUCAUACGGUCUGUUGGAGUUGACCAGGAAGAGAAACGACAGCUUCUUUGCAGAUAUGGACUUCAUAGUGAUCUCUGACAACGUAUGCGCGACCAGAACCCCAGCCCUGACCUAUGGAACCAGAGGGAGCAGCUAUUUCUUUGUGGAGGUUGAUAGCCCUAAACUGGACUUCCAUCCUGGAGUGUAUGGGGGUUCAAUCCAGGAGCCCAUAUCAGAUCUGAUAGCCUUACUGGUGUUUGGAGUGGAACCGGAGCUGAUCCGUGAGGGCUCCACCAUCCCUAUCGCGCUGAACUUCCAAGAGGAGAUGGAACCGGAGCUGAUCCGUGAGGACUCCACCAUCCCUAUCGCGCUGAACUUCCAAGAGGAGAUGGAACCGGAGCUGAUCCGUGAGGGCUCCACCAUCCCUAUCGCGCUGAACUUCCAAGAGGAGAUGGAACCGGAGCUGAUCCGUGAGGGCUCCACCAUCCCCAUCGCGCUGAACUUCCAAGAGGAGAUGGAACCGGAGCUGAUCCGUGAGGGCUCCACCAUCCCUAUCGCGCUGAACUUCCAAGAGGAGACAGGCAAGAGAGUGUGAUGAUGGAGAGCACUCUCAGAAUGAGAAGAUCAGCAGGUACAACUACAUUGAGGGGACGAAGCUGUUAGCUGAUUCUUUUGAUGAGAUCUCACUACUACAGAAGGUACAGGAUAUAUUUCCAUCCAAGCUGUGACCAUGAUAAUUAUGCUGUAGGUGACAGUAUUGUGCUAGUUGAGUGCCUGGGUUUACAUCAAUAAUGGCUGAUCCCAUGCUGUGACUCCACUCUCCCAGGGUUUCUCAGGGGGAGGGGGAUAUCCAAGAACCACAUGUCCAUUUCACCACACAAUGAAUAGCUUACACACUUGUACAUGUGUGAAACAGGACAAAUAUAACCACCCCUAUUUGACCGUUGAACAGGUAUUAUUACAUAGCCUGAAUGAGGUUUAUUACUUACCAUAGGAACAACAUUUUAGCACCCUCUAGUAUAACUAUUUCUAUGAUUUGUAUUUUAUGCAUGUAUUCUACUCUGGAUGAACUAAUAAAGGGAGCAAA
Molecule: messenger RNA, 1341 nt
Organism: Oncorhynchus keta (chum salmon)
Lineage: Eukaryota; Metazoa; Chordata; Actinopteri; Salmoniformes; Salmonidae
Exons: 7
Coding region: 64-849 (261 amino acids)
Biological process (GO): proteolysis
Cellular component (GO): cytosol
Molecular function (GO): dipeptidase activity
Source: RefSeq, a predicted model, not a curated record